Messenger RNA from Megachile rotundata (alfalfa leafcutting bee), 6944 nucleotides. RefSeq names its product neuroligin 4 (gene NLG-4). Lineage: Eukaryota; Metazoa; Arthropoda; Insecta; Hymenoptera; Megachilidae. The record is from RefSeq and is a predicted model, not a curated record.
GGCGUUGACACAUUAAGUAAUCAAUACGUUCAGUCACUGCAGCGAGUAGUCACUUCAACCUCAAGUACAAUCAUCACAUACCAUCCCAUUGCAGUAUAACUAGAGUCCCCAUCCGUGAAUAUAGAACAACCGUAAUUUCUUCGAAGAUAUUCCCCCGUAAAGGGUUAAAAACCGAACGCAAGGAAAAGCUGACCCAGUUUCAAAGGUGUUCCAACCAUUUGACCGUGUGAGAAAACACAGCGCGUCGGAUAAUGAACAGAGGGUAGUGCUCGCUGGAGAGUUUGCAAUUGGUUUAUCGGCAGUUAGGUAAAACGGAGACGAAAUAGGGCCAGGCGAGGCUCUGAAGCGUUCGCUGGUGAAAUUUGCAGGGAAAACCGCAAGCUUGCGUCGGGGAGGCGCGCAGUUAGCGCUCGAACAGGCCUAAAUGAAGAGCGAUCGUCGCAGGGACAGGUGAUCGAUAGGGAUUGCGAGGAGCCGCGCGAUUCUGGAAGCGUGUGUGCGCUCGCGCGGAGAUCGCAGGCUGAUCGUGGCGGUAACACGCGAGGGGAGGGACGGAGAGCAAGAUGAAACUCUUCCUGAUUCUCGUCUGUCUAAUUGCACCGCCCAUCCUCUCGCUCUCGAUCAAGAGCAAGUUGAAUCCACGGAUCGUUCAAACAAGGUACGGCGAGGUGCAGGGCUUGAUACGGUCCUUCGAGUACGCAAAGUUCCUCAAACCGAUCGACGUCUAUCUUGGGAUACCCUACGCCACUCCACCGGUCGGGGGCAACAGAUUCUCGCCGACCAGGGCACCCAGCCCGUGGGAAGGUGUCAGAUUAUCGGAUUCAAUCGGCCCAGUCUGUCCCCAAAAGCUGCCCGACAUCUCGAAUGAGCAAGAAGCACUGGAACGUAUGCCGAAAGGCCGAUUAGAGUACUUGAAGCGUCUGCUGCCUCAUCUACGGAAUCAGAGCGAGGAUUGUCUCUAUCUGAACAUCUACGCACCGGCUAUGGGCAUGGCAGACAGCGGAAGGAGGCAUCCGGUGCUGCUGUAUAUCCACGGCGAGAGCUACGACUGGGGCAGCGGAAACCCGUACGACGGUAGCGUGCUGGCCAGCUACACCGACCAAGUGAUCGUAACGAUGAACUACCGUCUGGGCGUGCUCGGCUUCCUGAACGCCAACGUGGCGCCUCAGACCAAGGCAAGGGUCGCGAAUUACGGUCUCAUGGAUCAGAUCGCGGCUCUUCACUGGGUCAAAGAGCAUAUCGCCUUGUUUGGCGGCGAUCCCAACAACGUGACGCUGAUGGGCCAAGGAACUGGCGCUGCCUGUGUUCAUUUUCUCGCCAUCAGCCCCACUGUCAUUCGAGGCCUGUUCAAAAGAGCCAUCCUUCUGUCAGGAAGUGCCCUAUCAUCGUGGGCAGUGGUCGAGGAUCCUGUUUCGUACGCUUUGAAGCUGGCCAGAGCUGUCAAUUGCUCGAUUCCCGAGGAUCUGCUCAAAGAUAACGAGCUGAUCGUCGAUUGCCUUCGAGAGCGUAGUUUGGAAGAGUUGAUGCAAGUUGAUAUCCAACCGCCGACCUUUCUCAGCGCUUUCGGACCCAGCGUGGAUGGCGUGGUCAUUAAACCGGACUUCCAAAAGGAUCUAUUGUCCUACAUGGGUCCAGAGUUCCAAGGUUUCGGGCCACUUCCAAAGAAGGCAGAACACGGUGCACCAAUUACAAGCAACAACAAGUACGACCUGUUGUUUGGAGUGACAACGAGUGAGGCUUUGUGGAAAUUCUCUGAAAAGGACGUUCAGCAAGGAUUCGAAGGAGAAAGGCGAGACAGAAUAAUCAGAACGUACGUGAGGAACGCGUACGUCUAUCAUCUGACAGAAAUAUUUUACACCGUGGUGAACGAAUAUACGGAUUGGGAGCGAACGGUGCAGCAUCCCGUGAACACGAGAGAUGCCUGCAUCCAGGCGUUGAGCGACGCCCAAUUUGUGGCGCCCUUGGUGCAAACUGGAGAUUUGUUCACCCUGCGACACACGAAGGAACCGAACAACCCCCACAUAGCACCGAUACCGGAGAGCGAGAAAGAACCGAUGCCCAAAACGUACUUCUACGUGUUCGACUACCAGAUGAAGGAGGGCGAUUAUCCUCAGAAGAUGGGCUCCGUUCACGGCGAAGAGUUGCCAUUCGUUUUCGGUGCACCAUUGGUGGAUGGUUUCGGCCACUUCCCAAGAAACUAUACCAGAUCUGAAGUGGCACUUUCGGAGAGCAUCGUACAGUACUUCGCCAACUUCGUCAGAACUGGGAACCCGAACGUGAUCGAUCACCACGGUCGAAACGACACGCUGCUGCCUGCCAGCCGGGAGAAAAGCCGUUUCCGUAGUGUGACAUGGGAUCAAUACGACCCGGUGCAUCAGAAGUACCUGGAGAUCGGCUGGAGACCAAAGAUGAAGAACCAUUAUCGAGCUCAUCAGCUGUCGGUGUGGCUGCGUUUGGUGCCCGAGCUCCAUCGAGCAGGAAUGGAGGACGUGGACUCCAGACACAAUCUGUUCCGAGGCCACUCGGAUCCCAGCCUUUACGACGGAUCCGUGAGACCCGAUCCGUUGAGCAGGAUCAGCGAGGAAUUCAAAAGGAAGAACAUCACCACGGAACCACCGACUACGACCGACUACAACGCGGCCACGUGUGUCAGCUACAUCCAAAGUACGAACCUUCAGACCGUUCAUAACGCCAGCACGGACACUUUGGCCAGCCUGGAUGCAGCUGGAUACAACGCGUACUCGACAGCUCUGAGCGUCACAAUCGCGAUUGGCUGCAGCUUGUUGAUCCUCAACGUCCUCAUUUUUGCUGGCGUCUACUAUCAGAGGGACAAAACGAGACACGAGGUGAAGAGCCUUCAGCAGCAACAAAUGUUGAAUCAACAGUGCGGUCCACGAGGAUUCACCGAGCUGAAACAACCACCGCCCCCUCACUCGCACUUCCCUGGAAGCGGCCAGAUUAUCGUGGACGUUGAAAACGAGAUGUUGAGAAGGAACGUUAUGAAAGGUCCUCCGAACGAUCCCAACACGCUUCUCCAACAGGGCCAGGGAACUCAUACGUUGCCCCAUCAACAUCAUUAUCAAAAGCAACAUCAACAACAGCAUGCCACUCUUCCCCGAGCUUCCGUCAUACAGGACAUGAACGCACAAACCCAAGGUCCACCAAACGGGUCAAUACAUCUGACAGUACCAAGAGCCCCACCGCCCCCACGAGCAAAGAGCCCGCCCGAGAACCAGCCCCUGUUGCAAAGUGCCACCGUGUCGAGUCGCGUGUCCCACGCCACCAUGAGCGAGAUGAGAGUGUGAUGCUUGGACCCCCCUCCGAAACCGGUCGUCCCGGAUGUCUUGACGGCAUCGACCUUACUGUAAAACCGUGUUCCGGUCCGUCGAGCUUCCAGCGGUGUGAUCCUUGGAAGUUUUUCGACGAACGAUCGACCGGCACCUGGUCCGACAACGCGUUGAUACCACGACUUUCAACUCGUCCAGGUGACGACGAGCGGAUAAUCAACGGAGGGGGGUGAACGGAGCUCUACGCUCGCUACUGAAGAGAAUCGAGUACUAGAAGAAUGGAGUACCGGGUAUCCAUCGAAGGAACUCGAGGAGAUUGAAGAGGAUCUCAAAGAGGAAAUUCUGGUUCGACUUCGAUUCGGAUAUCUUGGGAAGCAAAGAAGAAAUCACAACCGUGUGUUGUCUGGGUUCCUCUUUCGAAUUGGAAGCUUGAUAACCUUGACCGAUGUAAAAGGAUCUUUGAUGUAACCAAAAUUGAAUCUUAAGGAGAAAAGAGAUUCGAUUUGAUGAAGAUUUGAUGUUGAAGACUGAUGCAGAUAUGUUGAAGAACGUUGCUUCGAUGGAUACCAGAAGUGUAUCGUGUUCGGGGAUGAUCGAUCACGAAUAUCGACGAUGUAUCGAAACGCAGACGCCAAAGGGCGGUUCUUUCCACGAUUAAUCGAACUUCAAUCAAAAAAAGCGAAUACCAUUUUAUGGUGGAAAUCAAACGUACAGUCAGCUAGCUAGUCGAUAAUAAUGAAUUCGUAGGUGUUAAAGGGAGAAGCUCAACAGUCAUUGAAUCGAUCAUGAAGACCCGUGUAUAAAAAACGACUUAUCCACUACGAUGUUAGAUGUUCCUUGUAAAUAAAAGAAUAAAAAAGUGAAUUUAUACCGUAAGAAAGCCAAAAAAGAACGUUUGCUACUUUCUAAGGAGACGUGUAACUCGUGUCGUAUCGUUUGAUCGUCCACUCUGAUUUCCUCUUAUUUUUAUUCCUUUCUUCUUUCAUCUGACUGUGAACGUUACAUGAUGUAAGUGUGAGAGAACCAUUCGAAUCAUUACUCGACAAUUUGAUCCACUACUUUUGAUUGGUCGAAGAAUUCAUUUGUAGCUUUGUUCGAUCGGCAAUGUUUUAGUUCCUUCAUUAAAUCGAGCCGGGAAUCGGUAGAUCGCCUCCUACACAAAGGACCGUCCAUAAUUACAUUUUUGCAAAUGACAAAAUUGAUCCUCAGAAUUUGUCUUUAACACUAUUAAAUUAUUUUGACUCUGACAUAAAAUAAAUCUUGCAAGUAAAAAAUUAAUCUUACAAAAUUGGCAGUUGAAAUUGUAGUUGAUAUAAAUUGAUAUUUUUAAGUUGGGAACUUAAAUGUUCUUCUACGAAUCAAAAGUUUCGAUCAUCGAUGGCCAAAAUCAUUUCCCGAUGCAUACUGCCACUCAUUCUAAAUUCAUAAACAAUAAUCGAGGAACGUUCCCUUUCGACGAUAACCGCGUCUAUGUAACGGUACAUGGUGAUCGCCAUUUUUUCUACGUUUUUGGUAACACUGAGAAAUCUACCGAAAAGAUUUCCUUUCACUCUACCACGUACACAAAAAAGAAAUGCGAGCAGAAUCAUGUAGAAUGCCCCACAUCAAGCUCAAUUCACAUUGACAGUUCAAUCAUUUCAAUCGAAACAGAUCUUUCUUUGAGAAUCCUUGUAUAAAUAUGAAAGACAAUCGAGGAACGUUACUCCAAAUUUUACAUUAAUCCGCCUUUUUUCCUUGGGUAGUAUCUUUUCAGGUAGAAUCUUGCAUUGUUUGAAACGAAUCGUGGUUGAACUGUGACUGUGAAUUGACAAACCGAGAAAUUGCGUGUACACUUGAGUGCAAUGUAGGCUUCUUCUGGUCGUACAAGUAAAUGUAGAAAGAGAAAUCGAGUUAUAUUGCCAUGAGUAUUCGUAAUGCGUUGUGUGAAAGCGUUGUAACUCGAUACGUGGUGGUUUCAUGUGUCAUAUUACCACGCGUUGAAAUUCGAUACACUGUACGCUGAAGCGUAGUAAUUCGAUACAUUGCGAUUCGAAGCGUUGUAACUCGAUACGUGGUGGUUUCACGUGUCAUAUUACCACGCGUUGAAAUUCGACACCUUGUAAUUCGAUACGUUGCGAUUCGAAGCGUUGUAACUCGAUACAUGGUGGUCUCACGUGUCAUAUUACCACGCGUUGAAAUUCGACACCUUGUAAUUCGAUACACUGUACGCUAAAGCGUAGUAAUUCGAUACGUUGCGAUUCGAAGCGUUGUAACUCGAUACGUGGUGGCCUCACGUGUCAUAUUACCACGCGUUGAAAUUCAACACCUUGUAAUUCGAUACAUUGUAAGUUAAAGCGUUAUAUCAACACGUAUUGUAAUUCAAUAUGCCACGAUUCUGUGCGUUGUAAUCUGACACGUCACAAUAUCACGAAUAUCAUCACAACAUUGAACGGGAAAGGACUAAAUUGCACUUAAUUGUAAAUCGCAGUUAGUUAUAGAAAUAACCAUCCUUUCAGAAAAUCGUCGAAAGCUCAUAAAACCUUCGCACACGAAAAGGAAAAAAUGAUUCGCAUGAAAUUCAAGGUGUACGUGAUUUUUUUGUAAAGAUAUACGUAUACAUAUAGGUGUAACAUAAAGACUAACGUAAAUCUGUUAUUAUGCGUAACGCACUGCCACAGGACUCGGAAAUUCACGCAGGAUAAGAUCGUAAUAAUUUCCCUGGUCGGUUUGGAUCAUAAAGACUGUCUUUCAAUGUGAUUUUAUUCUUUGAAGCAGCCUUCGAAAACAAUAAUUAUGUAACAAUUCUGCCAAAAUUCUUCGCAUACUUUUUAAAUAAAUAUGAGACACGUCGCUGUAUUAAUGGAAACAGGCUUCAAGGAAUGAAUCACUGUCGCUGUUGUCGAAUAAUCAAAAUUUUCUAAACAGAACCGUCGAAUUAAAUUAAACGUGUAUCCACAAUUUUUAUUACAAAAUUACGGUGUACGUGAAAUAUAAAUCAAAGUAAAAGUUCGAGACACCAAACCGCCAUACUGCGUUCAUGGUGAACGUGUGAACAGAUGUUUUUAAUUGAUUUGAAGGUUUUUAAUAGAAACUCUGUCGUGAGGACCGAGCUUAAACGGGGAAAAAGAGCGCGUGUUAAUAUAAAAGAAAUCAAAGUUUUUGUACAUACAUUAAGCGAUUAAAAUAAUAAAACAGAAAUUAAAGAACUCGAUGUUCGCCAAGCUGUUUUCAAGACCGAAAUCAGCCGAACAUUUUCAAUAUUAUCGUGAAUGGAACAAAAGAUCACACGGAAUAUAGUAGCGCAGAAUCAAACGAUUAUUUUUCCUUUUUUUUUCUAUGAUCACUUGGGAAAAAUAAUGGAACUUCGUGAAAGAGUUACGUAAUAAAAUAUCAUUAAGUACGGACAAUCCGAAUAUACUAAAAACUAAACGAAAAGCGAGUAACAGUAGACGUAAUUAAGAACAAGCCAUUGUCGGUGAAAGAAAAUGAAAAGAGUAAAAGAGCAACGCUAAAGGAAACAUUGAACCGAUUAAACAAGUGUUUAAGAAAAUUUAAAUAACAUAUAUUAAAGAUACAUAUUAUGGAUUGUAAUGAAUUUAUUAUGACGAAUAUUAUUAUAUUUAUGUGACUUUUAGCUGGCCUCGCGCUCGACCGGAAAGAUAUCUCGAAAACAAUUUC